Messenger RNA from Peromyscus maniculatus bairdii (prairie deer mouse), 1613 nucleotides. RefSeq names its product cytosolic arginine sensor for mTORC1 subunit 1 (gene Castor1). Gene Ontology annotation, molecular function: arginine binding. Gene Ontology annotation, biological process: negative regulation of TORC1 signaling. The record is from RefSeq and is a predicted model, not a curated record. NCBI's taxonomy places the organism in Eukaryota, Metazoa, Chordata, Mammalia, Rodentia, Cricetidae.
AAGAGUGGGUCGCUGGCUGGGCGGGCCCGCGGCGUAGCGGGGCGGUGUGGAGCCCCUCACCGCCGCUUCUUUAAGCCGGGCGCCGCCCCGCCUCCUGCCUGGGUCUAGCUGGCGGCGGGGCCGUGGCCACGCGAACUGCGAUGGAACUUCACAUCCUAGAGCACCGGGUGCGGGUACUGAGCCUCGCCCGCUCGGGCCUCUGGCUCUACACCCACCCACUCAUCAAGCUGCUCUUCCUGCCCCAUCGCAGCCGGUGCAAGUUCUUCAGCCUGACGGAGACCCCGGAAGAUUACACACUCAUGGUGGAUGAGGAGGGCUUUAAAGAGCUACCCCCAUCCGAGUUCCUGCAAGUUGCCGAGGCCACGUGGCUGGUGAUGAACGUAUCAUCUCACAGUGGGGCGGUGAUGCAGGCCGCUGGAGUUACCAAGAUUGCCCGGUCUGUCAUUGCCCCACUGGCUGAGCACCACGUGUCUGUGUUGAUGCUGUCCACAUACCAGACAGACUUCAUCCUGGUACGGGAGCAGGACCUAUCUGUGGUGAUCCACACACUGGCCCAGGAGUUCCAGAUCUACCGUGAAGUAGGCGGGGAGCCUGUGCCUGUUGCCAAGGACGAUUCCAGCAACGGCUUUCCCCGAGCCCAGCACGGGCCCAGUCCCACGGUGCAUCCCAUUCAGAGCCCGCAGAACCGAUUUUGUGUCCUCACGCUGGACCCUGAGACAUUGCCAGCUAUUGCCACCACCCUCAUUGAUGUCCUCUUCUACUCACACAGUGUCCCCAAGGAGGCAGCCUCAGGUGGUCCAGAGUCAAGCUCCAUCCCAUUUUUCGCUUUCUCCCUCAUUGAGGGUUACAUCUCCAUUGUUAUGGACGCAGAGACCCAGAAAAAGUUCCCCAGUGACCUCUUGCUGACCAGUUCCUCUGGAGAGCUGUGGAGGAUGGUACGCAUCGGGGGACAGCCCCUGGGUUUCGAUGAAUGUGGGAUUGUGGCCCAGAUCGCGGGUCCCCUGGCGGCUGCUGACAUCUCUGCUUAUUACAUCAGUACCUUCAACUUUGACCAUGCCCUGGUUCCUGAAGAUGAGAUCAGCAGUGUCAUUGAUGUGCUCCAGCGAAGGCAAGAAGGCCUGACUUCCAAAGGUCCCUAGGGAACACCAGGCUCCCAGCAUUCCUUACCACUGGGCUCUCAGAGACUUUUCUGAGCUCUUUCCAGAAGCUGCAGAGUGAGCCCCUGAUCCUGCCAAGGGACCCUGGUUCUGCUGUCUAUAUGUAAGGUGCAUGGAGCUGGCACUCGUGGCCAUGUGUGCACCCCUAGGCACGGUGGGCAGGUGCUGGCUCCAGAUAUCUGCCCGCAGAUGACACCUUGGUGCUUGGGGCUUGGACCCCGAACCCAUCCCUUUCCUCAUGACCUCAGUAUUUGCACAGUCCCUGCCUGAGGCCAUCCCCCUCUCGCCUGGCUGGGUCCUGCUGCCCUGGGCUGGGCUCUGGCCUCCACCUUGGCUUGCCUCCCUGGCCAGGUGAGCUCCGACAGUGCCUUCCCGUCCCGGGCUCCCGAGGAAAGGGUUUUUACAUCUCACUUGUUUUUAUGACUGUUAAAAUAAAUAAAAGACUUGCUGAGCUGG